This is a messenger RNA of Zonotrichia leucophrys gambelii, 1182 nucleotides long. RefSeq names its product L-gulonolactone oxidase-like. The transcript is spliced from 10 exons. The annotation marks the transcript as partial. Gene Ontology annotation, molecular function: D-arabinono-1,4-lactone oxidase activity; FAD binding. Lineage: Eukaryota; Metazoa; Chordata; Aves; Passeriformes; Passerellidae. The record is from RefSeq and is a predicted model, not a curated record. Gene Ontology annotation, cellular component: membrane.
AUCCUGGCGCUGGCGCGGGAGCAGGGCAAGCGGGUGAAGGUGGUCGGGGGCGGCCACUCCCCCUCGGACAUCGCCUGCACCGACGGCUUCAUGAUCCACCUGGGCCACCUCAACCGCGUGCUGCAGGUGGACAAGGAGAAGCUGCAGGUGAAGGUGGAGGCCGGGAUUCUGCUCUCGGAGCUCAACCUGGAGCUGGACAAACACGGCCUGGCCCUGGAGAAUCUGGGCGCGGUUGCCGAGGUCACGGCCGCCGGGGUCAUCGGCACCGGCACCCACAACACCGGCAUCCAGCUCGGCAUCCUCGCCACCCAGGUGGUGGCGCUGACUUUGCUGCUGGCCUCGGGGGAGGUUCUGGAAUGUUCCGAGUCCCUGAACCCGGAAGUGUUCGGGGCGGCCCGGCUGCACCUGGGGGCGCUGGGGAUCGUCCUGGACGUCACCUUCCAGUGCGUGCGCCAGUUCCGGCUCCGGGAAAUCGCUUUUCCCUCCACCCUCACACAGGUGCUGGAUGAGCUGGACGAGCACCUGCGGAAUUCCCGAUAUUUCCGCUUCCUGUGGUUCCCGCACACCGACAACGUCCGGGUCAUCUACCAGGAUCCCACUGAGCAGGCUCCCCGCUCGUCCUCCAGUUGGUUUUGGGAUUACGCCGUGGGAUUUCACCUCCUGCAGCUCCUGCUCUGGAUCAGCUCGUUCUUCCCCGCCCUGGUGCCCUGGAUCAACCGCGCGUUUUUCCGGCUCCUGUUCAGCUCCCGCCAGGAGAGCGUCGGGCGCAGCCACCGCGUCCUCACCUACGAGUGCCGCUUCCGGCAGCACGUCCAGGACUGGGCCGUCCCCGUGAGCCGGACGCGGGCGGCGCUGCUGGAGCUGCGGGCGGCGCUGGAGGCGGAUCCCGGCAUCCGGGCCCAUUUCCCGGUGGAGAUCCGGUUCUGCCGGCGCGACCGGAUCCCGCUGAGCCCCUGCUUCCAACGGGACAGCUGCUACAUCAACGUCAUCAUGUACAGGCCGUACGGGCGGGCGGUGCCCCUGGCUCGCUAUUGGCUGCUCUACGAGCGAAUCAUGCGCAAGCACGGGGGGAGGCCCCACUGGGCAAAGGCCCCGCCCCCUCGGGUCCGGAUAAAUCCCGGGCGGAGCCUCCGGGCGGGCCCGAGCGGGACCGGAGCCAGCGGAGCCACCGAGAGCAGGUAA